Messenger RNA from Orbilia oligospora ATCC 24927, 1182 nucleotides. RefSeq lists its product as uncharacterized. Gene Ontology annotation, molecular function: DNA binding; ATP hydrolysis activity; ATP binding. Lineage: Eukaryota; Fungi; Ascomycota; Orbiliomycetes; Orbiliales; Orbiliaceae. The record is from RefSeq and is a predicted model, not a curated record. The transcript has 4 exons. Gene Ontology annotation, biological process: DNA-templated DNA replication; DNA repair. Bases 1 to 1182 code for a protein of 393 amino acids. Gene Ontology annotation, cellular component: Rad17 RFC-like complex; Elg1 RFC-like complex; Ctf18 RFC-like complex.
AUGUCGGACGACGAAAUGGAUCUCGACGACGGCCCCGUCGAUACGGGUAUAACGUUCUCGACAAUUGAAGCUAAAGGCAAGCGGAGUGCUGCCAAUCUACCAGUAGAGGUUGGAGAUUCUUUACCUUGGGUUGAAAAGUACAGACCGCAAAGCCUUGACGAUGUAUCCGGUCACGAGGACAUUUUAACUACAAUAAAUAAGUUUAUUGCUCAAAACAAACUACCACAUCUUCUCUUCUAUGGCCCUCCCGGAACCGGUAAAACAUCUACAAUUCUAGCUCUUGCUCGACGAAUCUAUAAUACCAAAUCCGAAGCCGCUCUCCGCCACCAUGUCCUAGAGCUGAAUGCUUCCGAUGACCGUGGCAUUGAUGUCGUCCGAGAACAAAUCAAAACCUUUGCCUCUACAAAGCAAAUUUUCUCCUCAGCGAAAUUAGAGCCUUCAAAUACAACAUCUUCGAUCGCACAGUUCAAACUUAUCAUCCUGGAUGAAGCCGACGCCAUGACCUCGACUGCCCAGAAUGCCUUAAGGCGUAUCAUGGAGAAAUACACCUCUAAUGUCCGAUUCUGCAUUAUUGCGAAUUAUACCCACAAACUCAAUGCAGCCCUAUUAUCUAGAUGCACCCGCUUUAGAUUCUCUCCACUACCGAUCCCUGCAUUACGAAGAAGGGUGGAACAUGUUAUAGAUUCCGAAAAUGUUAGAAUCGAUGAUACAGCUGUUGAUGCACUGUUACAUCUCUCAAGGGGCGAUAUGAGGCGUGCUUUGAAUGUACUACAAGCCUGCUUUGCAGGAUCUACGCCACUGGAUAAAAAUGGUGUCGCACUAUCUGGGCCGGAUGUCCAAAGGGAUUUGAUUACCGAGACAUCGAUCUAUGAUUGUGUAGCAGCGCCGCAUCCUGAGGAUAUCCAAGCGAUAAUGAAUACCCUUUUGACGGAGGAUAUAACGACAGCUUUGAUUACCGUCAACAGGAUAAAAACGCUAAAAGGUUUAGCCUUGACCGAUAUUCUACAGGUAGUAGCGGAGGAGUUAUGUCGGCUGGAGGUUAAACCGCACGUAAGAGUUCUGUGGUUGGCUGGUAUGGCGGAGAUUGAGGGCCGGGUAGCUGCGGGAGGCAACGAGAGUAUUCAAACGGCAGGUUUCGCUGGGGUAGUCAAGGCCGGAGCAGAAAUGAUUGCCAAAGGGUAG